AUGAAAUAUGCGUCCAAACCCAAGACACGAAGGGCGUCAGCCCCAGCCAUGAGCCACCGCGAAUUCCUCAAAUGGCAAGAAUCUUUCAGUGAUAGUACUGACUCUAUCCGUCUUCACUCUAAGCUCCGGAACAUCCCAAUCAUCCGCCAAUCCACCCUCCCCGAUCCGAAAAACCCCCGCGAUUGGUCUUUUAAACCUAACGGUGAAGCCGAGAUCGUUCGUAAAUGGAAUCGAAAAAAGGACCAACGAAAAAGAGUAGCCGUCCGCAUCAUGAAGGCCUUCACGAUUCUUUACCGACGAGAUGAGCAAUAUGACCGUGUUGAAAGCUUCUCGGAUUUGCGUCGAAAGAUUCGCGCUCUGUACUUUAGGUUGAAGUAUGAACCACCCUCUGACUAUUUUUUCGACCCGAGGUGUCAGCAAAUGUGA
This is a messenger RNA of Orbilia oligospora ATCC 24927, 426 nucleotides long. RefSeq lists its product as uncharacterized. The transcript is spliced from 2 exons. The record is from RefSeq and is a predicted model, not a curated record. Bases 1 to 426 code for a protein of 141 amino acids. Lineage: Eukaryota; Fungi; Ascomycota; Orbiliomycetes; Orbiliales; Orbiliaceae.